Messenger RNA from Pelmatolapia mariae (spotted tilapia), 4195 nucleotides. It is a transcript of the gene shisal1b, whose product is annotated as shisa like 1b. The coding region runs from base 495 to 1079 and encodes 194 amino acids. The record is from RefSeq and is a predicted model, not a curated record. NCBI's taxonomy places the organism in Eukaryota, Metazoa, Chordata, Actinopteri, Cichliformes, Cichlidae. The transcript is spliced from 5 exons.
CUCUCUCUCUCGCUCCCUCCCUCUCUCACUUUUUCUCUCACUCGCCCACUUAGUAUCAUUUCAUCUCUCUCUCCCUCUCUCUCUCACCACACUCUCAGUCGCUGAGCUCUAACGGAUGGGGAUACACCGCCAAGGAGGACUUAGGGGUGAGAAGAGUGUGUUUCUUCUCUUCUCUGGUGUGUUUUCGUUCUCUUCCGCCUGGCUUCCCUCAUGAGCUGUUAAUUCCAGCCCUGGUCCUGAGGAUGAGGAGGAUCUGUUUGUGAGGAAGACGCAACAAAGGAAGAGAGAACAAGGAGCAACAGGGUGGCAAAUUCUGCAAGCGGGAGUGAGCAAAAAGAUCUUUUCUUUUUCUCCAGGCUCAAGCAAGGAGCCCUGACUCUAAGAAGCAGCCAUGUGAGAGAAGCUGUCAGCGAGCAGAGGAUGCCCACGUCCAGCUAAAGCAGCCCCCCCCCCCCCUCCUGCUCCCUCCCUUCUUCCCACAUGAGGACAAGAAGAUGACUAUCUCCAGCCGGCAGUCCUUCAAUGUCCUGACGGUCAUCUUUCUCCUGCUGUCCACUGCAGCCCUCUCAGCUCAUUACCGAGUGUGUGAACCUUACUCUGACCACAAAGGGCGGUACCACUUUGGCUUUCACUGCCCACGCCUCUCAGACAACAAGACCUAUAUGUUCUGCUGCCACCACAACAACACCGCCUUCAAGUACUGCUGCAACGAGACUGAGUUCCAGUUGGUCAUGCAGGUCAACCUCACCACCACCUCUGAUGGUUAUGCACACAAUAAUUAUACAGCCCUGGUCGGUGUGUGGAUCUACGGCUUCUUUGUGAUGGUGCUGCUGGCUCUGGACUUUCUCUACUACUCAGCCAUAAACUACGAGCUGUGCCGGAUCUACCUGGAGAAAUGGGGUCUUGGAGGACGCUGGCUGAAGAAGGCUCGGAGUCAGUGGCACAGGUCCAUGCCAGAGGAGAGCGAAGCCCAGGCUCAAGCGCAGCCCAUGGUCCCCGCCCACUUCCAGCCCAGACACAGCCUCAGAGGGGAGAGCCACAGCCCUACGCUCCUGCCCUACAACACAUCCACCGCAUGAAUGAUGCUGUGAGUGGAUAAACAGAAGAGUAGCAACACCUGGUUUCCUUACAUGGUACAGAGGAGAUGUUCCCCAGUCACCCCUCUCUGGACCACAAACACAGCAUCACUGGUGGGCUAGCCAUACUGUAGUAGCUAGAAGUGACUACUGCCCCCUUUCUAAUGAGCACAAAAUACCCACAGACUAACAGAAUCAGGCGAAACAGCUGAAGAAAGCCUGGAAAGCCACACAGACGAAUGUAUCGCUGCUUCUACAGAAGGGAGAGAUGGAUGCAUUUAUCUGCUUAUAGGGUUUAACUGAUUCCCUAAAGUAUCUGCCAAGGCCUGGAGUACCCCAAACAAAUCCAAGAUGAACUGGAUAAACUGUACCCGCAAGUGAGAAAGCUUGCCUAUUUAAAGAAAAAAAAGGAGAAAAAAAGCUUAUUUCUAGAUAUAACAUGUUUAUUAAACUGCUGUGUCACUUUGUGUUCAGUAGCAGUUAGACACAGUUGUGGGUUAUCUAUUUGGUGAUUUAUUUAUGUGAACUAGUCAGAGAAAAUAUAUGAGUGGCUAACAAUCUGAUUAUGUAAUGGCUUAGGUUGAUGCUGAGCAUCUCACUUAGAGUAGAAUGUUUUUGUUACCUACUGAAACCAGACAAAAUGCCUCUGCAGCCACGGUGAAAAACAAACAUCUUAUACAAAAUGUUUUUGGUCUCCUUUCUGCAAAACAAGCGAUUUCUUGAAACAGUGUCGGAAAAGGACGUAAGGCCAUAAAAAUAAACUGCCAAAACUUCAAACAUGAGGGUUUUCCAUCUUCACACAAACAUUAAUGAGGAUCAGGGAUGCCUUCAUAACAGCCACAGUCUUUAUGCUAAUUUACACAUAUCCGUAUCCCUUGGCAAAGAGCCUAAAGACCUGAGUGAAACCCUUACUUAUCAAAUUACGAGUUUGUGACAGUUUUCUAUAACAUCACCCACUGACCUAUUUGACCUUCCUUGUUAUUAGGGCUGCCUGAGAUCAGCUUCAUUAGCAAUAUGACGCAAAAUAAUAUCCAUUAGUUUCUUUAUACGAAGUGCUCCAAAUUCCACAUUGGUAACAGGCAACUGUAAGUAACUAGCCAUAACAGAAAAUGUUUCCAAAAGAAGUAUCAGUAAACCCCUUUCACUGUCAGCAAUAAUGUACAGAAGCUUAACCAGAGGAUCACAUGGUAUGUAAAAAUCAGAGUCAGCUAAAUGAGCAAUGGGUAAUCACUGAGGUGUAUCACAGAAUUUUUGGCUCAGUUUGCAUUUAAUAAGAAGGUGAUGUCAAUUAAAUGGAGAUAUACUAUUUCUGGAUAAUGAACUCAUUUUUUUUUUGUCAGCUCUGUAAGAAAAAAGACAUGAUUAUCUCUUACUAAAAGAAACUCUUGCACACUUUUUACAUUAACACUCAGUGUAUUUCAUAGCAAAAACUGUCAAUUAUUAUUUCAAACCGCCACCAGUAUGGUAUUUAUUUAUUUAAAUCUUUGUUUUAUUUAUCCCUCAGAUCUAAAACCAGUGAAAUAAUUAUUUGAUCCCCUGCUGAAAUGAACAGUUUCUAAUUUUUAUAGUAGUUUCAUUUUAACAGAAUCUCAACCAAAAAUCCAUAAAACAAAGACACAUUAAAUAAAAGUUAAUAAAUUGAUUUGCACCUCAUUGAGUGAAAUAAGUAUUUCAUUUGUGCAAAACAUGACUUAGUGUUUGCUUUUGCACACAUCUCAGGAGGGAUUCUGGUCCACUCUUCUUUACAGAAACUAUAAAUCCUUUAAGGUUUCUUGGCUGCCAGUUUACAACUCUAAGUUCGUCUCCCUCCACAGAUUUUCUAGGAUUGAAAUCGGGAGAUUAGCUAGGCCACCACCUUAAGGGGCUUCUUCAGUAUGUUUUGGGUUACUGGACCCAUCCACAGUCUAUCUUCUGGCUCUUAAGUGGCCAGUGGACUGUUGUUGUUGCAUCCAUUGACCUCAGUGUGGUGAAGUCAUCCCGCACCCUUAGUGGAAACAAUGUUUCCACCUUUGUGCUUGACUGUGGGGAUGGUAAUGUUUGGGUCAUACUCAGCUUACAUACACAGGGGGUCAAGUUGAUGCCAAAGAGCUUGAUUUUGGUUUCAUCUGACCACAGCACUUUCUCCCAAGCCUUCUCUGAAUCAUUUAGAUGUUCACUGGCAAAGACGGACCUGUACAUGUGCCUUCUUGAGCAGGGAGACUUUGCGGGCACUGCGCGCUACCAAUGGUGUUUUUGAUGAUUGUGGUCCCAACUGCCUUCAGAUCAAUAACAAGCUCCUCCCGGGAAGUUUUGGGCUGAUUCACCACCUUUGACAUGAUUAUCCUCACUUCAUGAGACAAGAUCUUGCAUUGAGCUCGAGAUGGAGGGACAUGUUGUUCCGUGCACAUCUACAAUAUCGUCCUUGACAUUCUUGGACAUCUCUUUGGUCUUACCUAUGGUCACGGUGAGGUUGAAAUGGAAGAAACUGAUUGUGUGGACUCGUGUGCUGGGCACACAGCCAAUUUGUGGGAUCAAACAUUUAUUUCACUCAAAGGCAUGCAAAUAUAUUUAUAACUUUUAUGUGAUUUGUUUUUUUUCUGGAUUUUAAAUUCAGAAAGAAAUGAAUUCAGGAAAGGAGAAAAUAAUUAUUUCCCCUAUGUGUGGGAUUUUGGAUUGACAAAAAAGUGAAACAAUUAUUACACUGCUUCAGAGAUGGUUGCAACUAAAGAUUUGAUUUAAUUAUUGAUGAAUCUGCCUGUUGCUUUGUCAACAGAUGAAUGAAUCGCUUGGUUUGUGUUUCAGAGAAAAAAGUGGAAAAAAAUAAGUAAAUUUAGCAAUCAGUAUUUAAGAAUCACAGGAAGAUGGAAACUGAAGGAAGGAAGAUGAAAACUGGGGAAUGUUGGUCAUUUUUACAAAAUUAAUCAAUAAAUCAACUGGUUAUUAGAGUAGGAAAAAGUUGACUGUUUUACCUCUCAUAGUCUAGGUAAAGUUGUUACCCAAAGCUGCUGAGAUCUACUUUCUUGGCUAUCCAUAAAUGCUGUCCUUUGUGUUUGGGGAAAAGCAUGCAAAGCAGCUGCAGCGGUGCCAGUUUUUAUAUGAGUGACAGUGUGUGACGACCAGGUGGACAGAAGGUAGGUACA